GCUCAUCCUCAGAUCAGAUCUGAAAAAAAACCAGAGCAGCGUCUUUGUAUACGCCUCUGGUAAUCCCUUUCUUUUCAUUUCAAUCUCACGCGUUUUUCUUGUGAUUUCAUUUCAAAAUGAGAGAGUGCAUUUCGAUCCAUAUUGGUCAGGCCGGUAUCCAAGUCGGCAAUGCCUGUUGGGAGCUUUACUGCCUCGAACAUGGAAUUCAGCCUGAUGGGCAAAUGCCGGGAGACAAAACCGUAGGAGGUGGAGAUGAUGCCUUCAACACCUUCUUCAGUGAAACUGGUGCUGGAAAACACGUCCCGAGGGCUGUUUUUGUAGAUCUGGAGCCUACUGUGAUCGAUGAGGUUCGCACUGGAGCUUAUCGCCAACUCUUCCACCCGGAACAGCUCAUCAGCGGGAAGGAGGAUGCUGCCAAUAACUUUGCUAGAGGACACUACACCAUUGGCAAGGAAAUCGUGGAUCUGUGUCUUGACAGGAUCCGGAAGCUUGCUGAUAAUUGCACUGGGCUGCAAGGGUUCUUGGUGUUCCAUGCUGUUGGUGGUGGUACCGGAUCUGGGCUUGGAUCACUGCUGCUUGAAAGGCUUUCGGUUGACUAUGGUAAAAAAUCAAAGUUGGGUUUCACAAUUUACCCUUCCCCUCAGGUUUCAACUGCUGUUGUUGAGCCUUAUAACUCUGUGCUUUCAACUCAUUCUCUUUUGGAGCACACUGAUGUUGCUGUGCUUCUUGAUAAUGAGGCUAUUUAUGAUAUCUGCCGCAAAUCACUUGACAUUGAAAGGCCAACUUAUACUAACCUCAACAGGCUCAUUUCUCAGGUGAUUUCUUCAUUGACAGCAUCUCUGCGAUUUGAUGGAGCUUUGAAUGUUGAUGUGAAUGAGUUCCAGACAAACUUGGUUCCCUAUCCUAGGAUCCACUUCAUGCUUUCAUCAUAUGCGCCAGUUAUCUCCGCUGAAAAGGCCUACCAUGAGCAGCUAUCUGUUGCUGAAAUCACCAACACUGCUUUCGAGCCAUCGUCUAUGAUGGUAAAAUGUGAUCCACGCCAUGGAAAAUACAUGGCUUGUUGUUUGAUGUACCGUGGUGAUGUUGUCCCAAAGGAUGUUAAUGCAGCUGUGGCCACUAUCUUUUAA
Molecule: messenger RNA, 1127 nt
Organism: Olea europaea var. sylvestris
Lineage: Eukaryota; Viridiplantae; Streptophyta; Magnoliopsida; Lamiales; Oleaceae
Product: tubulin alpha-3 chain-like
Exons: 3
Coding region: 117-1127 (336 amino acids)
Biological process (GO): mitotic cell cycle; microtubule cytoskeleton organization
Cellular component (GO): microtubule; cytoplasm
Molecular function (GO): structural constituent of cytoskeleton; GTP binding
Source: RefSeq, a predicted model, not a curated record